Dissoconium aciculare CBS 342.82 is the source of this 867-nucleotide messenger RNA. RefSeq lists its product as uncharacterized. The record is from RefSeq and is a predicted model, not a curated record. The transcript has a single exon. Lineage: Eukaryota; Fungi; Ascomycota; Dothideomycetes; Mycosphaerellales; Dissoconiaceae. Bases 1 to 867 code for a protein of 288 amino acids.
AUGGCGUACUUCCUUGCAAUAUUCUUAUUUCUGUUCGCUUCUCGAUCGCUUGCGUCGCUCUCGGACAUAUAUGACACUCCUAGAGUCUUCGAAGUCCAACUGAUAUCCCCAAGAAACGGGACGUGGGAGCCCACUGCCAAUAUGCCAAUAAUUUUUGCCAUCAAGAACCCCAGGCUUGCAUCGCCGCUCGGGGUCAGUUAUAUCAGCUGGAGAUUUGCCAAACUCGGUACAUUUUCCGACCAAUACUCCGACAGUGGCGAUAUCAAGCUGCAGACUCUGAACGGAUCAACCCCGAGUCCUUACAUUGCCAUUGAUCACAGUAGCGUCAUGGGUAAAGUUGAAGCCGAAUGGGUUUUCGUGUGGGAUAUAUCCUUCUCGAACUGCUCCAACGACGUCACGGAUGUUCAAGACGAGGAUGGCAGGGAGGGACGUGUCGCCACCACCAAUAUCUGGCGGGACGGGAAGAUCAAUCGUUUGCAGUUCACGACGCGCAAUGCAACCACCGCCAUGUCGGUCGAGGCCGCCAUGUCCAGCGAUGACACCUGCCGUCUUUCCGAUACUAUAGCUCUGAAUGUCCAUGAUCUCCUUCCACUUCCUGGCUGGAUUAGGACUGGCGACCAGUCUCAGUGGUACGCGCCCACAUGGCGGCCAAGCUGCGCCAACCUAGGGCCUACACCGACAACGGCGAGCUCUUGCGCUUUCAAUGGAACGACCAGGUCAAGUGUAGCGGCGCAGGUGUCGUACUAUGGCUGCAAGUCCAAUUGCACUCUGCCGGGAGAACGAUCUGCCGCGUCGUCCUCGAAUUGUUUCAACUCUCUCUUGUUCGCUGUACUACUGUGUAUGGCACUUGGUGUAAUUCUCAAUUGA